Molecule: messenger RNA, 4785 nt
Organism: Trifolium pratense (red clover)
Lineage: Eukaryota; Viridiplantae; Streptophyta; Magnoliopsida; Fabales; Fabaceae
Product: protein LONGIFOLIA 2
Exons: 5
Coding region: 1160-4402 (1080 amino acids)
Biological process (GO): regulation of monopolar cell growth
Source: RefSeq, a predicted model, not a curated record
ACAUUUUGGAAUAAGAAGUAUCCUAGUAAUAUUUUUAGUGUAAACAAGAUUUUUUUAUUUAUUUUUGAAGAAAAUAUAGACUAGAGAUAAUCUUUUCUCACAACCAUAAACUUAAUUUCUCAACCGAGUAAACAUAAACAAUGCAUAUAAAAUCAACAAAUUUAUAAGAUAAUUUUUUUUUAAUAAAAAACAAAUCUUUCUGACAGCUCUAACCAGAUUGUUUAGCACAUUUUUAUGACACACCCCACCAAAAAAACAAAUAAAAAUUGACCCUUUCUUUUCCCUUCCUUAGCUUCCAUUAACAAUAUCAUUGUGGUUUUGUUCUUUCCAUUGACAUUGGUUUCACUUUUGGUGUUUUGUUGAAGGGUUUGUUUAAGGUUCCCCUCCUUAUACCUUAUUUGUAUUAUCUGUAACCAUUUUCAUACAACCUUAUUGUCUGGUUUCUUUCCGAAACCUAACAUGGUUUUUUUUCUAUCAAACCAAGUGAAAGAAAAAAAAAACAUUUAAUUAAGUUUUUUUUUUUUUUUUGUUGGUUUGUUUAUCCCUUUUCACCUUACAUUGUGUACAACCCCAAAAAAAUUACUAUUAGUUUCAUGCUUAAAACAUCAUAAAGAUUCAAUCUUUGAUGUGUUUUUGACAACAUAAAUCUGUGUUGAAUUUGAUUAACUUUACUAGAGUUAAAGGGUGUUUUCUUUGAGUGAUUUUAAGUGCUUCAAGAAAUUGUUUACCUUGCAAUUGUUCAAGAAUUGUGCUCUAUAUGUGACUAUAGAACUGUUGGAAACUGUUCCAUUUUGUUCUUUGUAGCUUAAGAUUACACAAAAUUGGUGUCUUCAUUAAGGUUUGAGGUUGAAUUAAGGAAGAAAAAGGUGGUUCAUUUGUAUAAGAAAACUGGGUUUUGUUUUAUUAUGUUGUUGAUCCCUUUGAGCUCAUUGAAAUUUUGGUUUUUUAUGGUUAUAUUAGUAAUAGGAGAAAAAUCAUAAUCUUUACUCAAAAGGGUUUUGGAAUUAUUAGUAUUGUGUAAGUAGAUUUGACUUUUGAGAGUGAUAUAAGAUCAGAAUAGAGUUUCUAUGAAGAGUGUGUAGUACUAGUAGUUGAUUGUGGUUGUUGAGACUUAAGAGGUUGAGAUUAAUUUGUGGUGAAAAGGGUUGACUUGAUUGAUAUGGCUGCAAAACUUCUGCAUUCUUUAGCAGAUGAUAAUCAAGAUCUGCAGAAGCAGAUUGGAUGUAUGACAGGAAUAUUUCAACUGUUUGAUCGUCAUCAGAUGCUCACAGCUCGUCGGAUUAGUCAGAAGAGGCUUCCUUCUGGUAAUUUGCACUUCAAUGAUGGCAGCUUCGAAAGAGAUUCUGAUAGCGUACAACAUCAACAACAAAUGGCAACUGAAUCAAGCUUAAAUAGAGGACUGAAUGAAAAGCAAAGAAUUUCGACAGAAUCAUCAAGAGCAUCAUUCUCUUCUUGUUCAUCAUCGGUGUCCUCUUUGGACUUUAAGCCUGAAGUAGAGACUUCGUUUGAAACUCCUACAAGGGACACAUUUAUGAACCAACCCGCUAUCUCUCCCCGUUUUGGACGUCACUCUCUUGACCUGCGCGAUGUGGUGAAGGAUUCUAUGUAUAGGGAUCCUCGAGGGCCGUCUGCAAAAUCUACAGCCAAAGAUCAAUCUUCCAUUCAUGGUGUGAAGCACAGGGAUUCUCCGCGACCUCUUCAGAUGUCGAAAUAUGUUGAUAGAUCUUACGGAGUUGAAAUAGACGAAAAGCAAAGUGUGCCUAUUGAUCUAAAGGAGUCGAUCCGAGUCCUUUCUAAACUUCGAGAAGCCCCUUGGCAUUAUGCAGAAAGUACUAGAGAACUUCCGAGAUCGUCACAUGAAGUAAGAGAUCAACACUGGAAUUCAGUCUCGAAGGAUGCUCCUUGGUUAGCUUAUGAUGGAAGAGAAACAAGUCGUUUAUCUUUUGAAUCGCGAGAGACAAUCAAAUCCACACCAAAGCUAAAAGAGUUUCCUAGGCAUUCACUGGAUAGUAAGGAUGGUUCGUGGCGCACUUAUAACUCCGAUUCAAAGCCUAGCAGCAUCUCAAGAAACGUUUAUGGUGCCACCUCUACCUCCAAUGAAAAACUCUCUAGUUUACAACAGUCUUCAUCAACACAGAAUCGGCUACCGAGUGUUGUUGCAAAGCUAAUGGGCUUGGAAGCAUUAGAUUCCUCUUCGGCCGGUGAUACUCAAUCAGGUUCAACUGAAACUUACUCUGUUCAAGAUAACAGCCAGUUUCCUAGACCAUCGAAAAAUGGAUUCAUUAGACCUCUUCGAGUGUCUAACUCUCCGAAAAUCUCAUUGAAAGAUCCAACUUCCCCUAGGCGGAAGAAUCCGGAGGUGGUUAUGAAACCGGUCUCCAGUUCAAAGUUUCCUAUUGAACCAGCACCAUGGAAGCAACAUGAUGCAAAUAGAAACUCUCAGAAACAAAUUUUAAGGACAACAAAAGUUCCAUUAAGAACACAAGAUUCAUUUCCUUCGGUUUAUAGUGAGAUAGAGAAGCGAUUGAAGGACCUUGAAUUCAAACAAUCCGGAAGGGAUCUUAGAGCACUAAAGCAGAUACUAGAAGCAAUGCAAGAAAAGGGACUGUUAGAGAGCCGUAAAGAAGAACAAGUUCCAAACGUAGUUGGAAGUCGAAGUGACUAUGAACCUAAAGCUACCAAUCUAAAUCAGAAUUCAAGAUUGGUAAAGCAACAAAAUCCUCAGAGAAACAAUUUUCUGUCUUCUACAAUCAAAGGAAAUGAUUCCGCAAGAGCCUUUGAUUCUCCAAUAGUGAUAAUGAAACCGGCAAAACUUGUGGAGAAAUCUGAGAUUUCUGCUUCUUCGGCUAUUCCAAUUGGUGGCUUUUCUGGUUCCAAUAAUAGAAACAACAUAGCAAAAGAACAGUAUCCAAAGAAUAUUCGGAGGGACGCUUCUCCAAGUUCCACCGAUAAGAAAACAAGUAUUACAAAGACUACUAGGUCUUUACAAUCUCAAUCAAGGUCAAACCAAUUUCCAAAAGAAAGCCAAAGUUCAGUGAAGAGUUCAGGAUCAGUGAGUCCAAGAUUGCAACAGAAGAAGUUGGAGUUAGAGAAGCGAUCUCGUCUGCCUACAUCGCCAUCAGAUUCAAACAAACCAAGAAGGCAAUCCGGUAAAAAGGCAGCCGAAUCAGUUUCUCCAAGUGGAAAAGUACGACACAAAACUGUCAACUCACAGCACAGCGAAGAGCAACUGAGUGAGAUAAGCAAUGAUUCUAGAAGUUUUUACCAAGGGGAUGAAACUUCUAUUCAAUCUGACAGCAUCACCGUUGACUCGAAAAUGGAUAUUGAAGUCACUAGUAGUUUACGGUCUUCUGAAAUUGAUGACAGCCAAAGUCCAUCCUUGAAGGCUAUGAAGAAAUUGGUUUCAGAAACAGUUCAGAAAAAAUCCACACCAAGGUUGGAUCAGGAUGAAACAAUCGCAGAACUUGCAUCUAUGGGGCCGGAACAUCCAAGUCCUAACUCCGUUCUUGAUGGAUCGGUAUACAAAGAUGACCUGCUGUCGCCAGUAAUGCAGACACCUGAAGAUUCAAAAGCUGGUAAUGCUGAAGAAUCGAAAGAUAAUGAGGUCAAAGAUCAAUGGAAGCCUGAUGACAACCUUUCGUUUAACAGCACGGGAUCUGGAGAGAUCAAUCGCAAGAAAUUACAAAGCAUAGAUCAUCUUGUUCAGAAGCUUAGACGACUGAACUCCAAUCACGAUGAAGCUAGAAACGAUUACAUUGCUUCCUUAUGCGAAAACUCAAAUCCAGACCACAGAUACAUAUCUGAAAUACUACUAGCCUCGGGUCUCUUACUCAGAGACCUGAAUUCUGAAUUUUUGACAUUUCAACUGCACUCGUCGGGUCAUCCUAUUAACCCGGAGUUAUUCCUUGUCUUGGAGCAGACCAAGGCAAGUAGUUUGCUUUCGAAAGAAGAAAGCAGCUUUGAUGGAAAAGCUACUUUCUCGAAGCAAACUACAGAGAAAUUUCACCGAAAACUCAUCUUUGAUGCCGUGAACGAAAUUCUUGUUGCAAAACUAGGUUACUCUCCUGAGCCAUGGUUUCAGCCAAUCAAACUCACAAAGAAAAACCUCAGUUCUCAAAAGCUUCUUAAAGAACUAUGCUUCGAGAUAGAAAAAGUUCAAGCCAAGAAAACUGAAUGCAGCUUAGAAGACGACGAAGAAGAUGAUAGUCUAAAAAGCAUGUUGUGUGAAGAUGUGAUACAUGGUUCAGUAUGUUGGGAAGAUUUCAAUGGUGAAAUACCUGGAAUUGUGUUGGAUGUUGAGAGAUUGAUAUUUAAGGAUUUGGUAAAUGAUAUUGUCAUCGGUGAAGCAUCUGGCUUGCGAGUCAAGUCAUCGGUUCGGCGCAGGAAACUAUUUGGAAAGUAGUUUGCUUCAUUCCUCUUCUUAAUUUCUCACUUAUAUUAGAAAUAUAUAUGUUUGUAAUUUGCAUAUAAGUUAUUUCCAGUGUCAAUGCAUUAUAGAGCUAUGAUUAUAUUUUUUUUGGCUAAGGUGUAAAGAGAUUUGGCUUACCAUGAAUUUAUGGAAUACAUACUACAUAAAAACUAAAAUUUCUUGUUGUAGGAAAAUAGGCGUGUAUAUUGACAAGGUUGUCAAAUGUUUGGAUAACUUUCUAUUCAAAUCUCAUACAUUCAAUAGAAUAAUAAUUGUUCCGGAGUGGACUAGGAGAUCGACUUUUGUGAGUCGAAACUCAAGUCAGUAUAUGUUUGAGAUUCUUUAACAGACACCAUAUAUUCAGCAAAACUUUAUGA